UUAUAGCAUCUGACAAUAAGAAAGUCUGGAUAAUUAAACUUAAUGCUUGUUCAUUCACAUCAAUUUAAUUCUUUAAACUUACUACACAUAACACAAUUUUAUUAAUAAGCUCGAUCAAAAUACUUCUAUUGUAAAUUAAAUUUAUGAUAUAGUUAGUUUUUUUGUCUUCGGUAUAUCCUAACCGAUCUUUUGUCCUUGAUAUAUGUCACCUGUCACACUAGUGUUCAAUGAAGCAUAAUCUGUUCAAAUGCAUAAACCAUGAAGCUGUGUAACACUUUGCUGUAGUUCUAAAUGCCAAUUACAGCAGUCUAUAAUAAUCAGUGGAAAAGACUAUAUUUUGUAUCACAGAGAAGCAGAUACUUCAGGAUAAUUCAAAAAAAGUUACCAUCAUGAGUGCUUUAGAUUCAGAGUCAUUGGAAGUGGUAGAGAAGCCAUUAUUCGUCCCACCACUUGAAGAAAUAAGAGAUGUUUUAAAACAAGCGCUACCGAAUAACUUUGCUGAAGUCGCUGUAGAAGUGGUGGAUUGUCCAGAUUUGACAAAACAGCCAUUUACCCUGGCAGCUCCAGGACUUGGCGGCAAGCAAAAACUGAUAGAAAUUGGUGGCCCACCAUACCUACUUCCCCUUGUUCAAAGGGAAAAAAUAUACGACGUGCAAUCACUCUUAAAGCGUCUGAACUAUGGAGACAUUGCCCUACUCAUAGGUGCUGGAGCAGGUCCAUGGCCAUACCUGAAUUGUAAUUGCGAGUUAGUAAUGAACCUGGCAAUUGCACCAUCGGGAUUAAAAAACGAAACCCGCAUUGGUUCUGUGAACAAGCAAGCCAAUUGCUGCGUACAACAAACAUUACCAGAAAAAGAAACUCGUUUAGCAUUACUAGCUAAUAUUUAUGUAAGUGAGGGUAAACCUGGUAAAGUAUUGAAGGUGCACGUGAAGAAGCGCAUCGGUCAAGAUGACUUCAUCGCGAGUAUCCGAAAGGCCGUACGGUCAUAUUAUAAGGAUAAGCUAGUCGGUUUGGGCGGUACCUUCUUAUUGAAAGAAGGUAAGGCGAAACAGCACGUGAUGUCCGAUUUCUCUACUGAGCCUCUCAACAGUGAUGAAGCCCUAAAUGAUUGGUUGUAUUUCUUUGAUAUGUCUGCACCUUUGAUAGCAGUUGGAACAAUGGUUACUGACGAAGCGGGCAUGGAUCUACGUGUUCAACAUUUCCACAGCUUUUCUCAUCACGGAGAAGCCGGACAUUAUCAUAUUGACACUACACCUGAUGUCGCUGAAUACCUAGGCUAUUUCAAUGUGGGCGAAGCUCUAUACCGUGUAGAUCAGCCACCGUUUGUUCAGAACUUUGGAAAAGAUUGAAAAAUUGAUUGAUUUUUAUGUACUCAUGAUGAUUUGAUCUUUAUAUACUCUGACUUUUCAUUAAAAUAGUAUCAACUUACACAUUCAUCGAUGCAAUAAACUUUUUGUAUGCAGUAA
Cephus cinctus (wheat stem sawfly) is the source of this 1466-nucleotide messenger RNA. RefSeq names its product ester hydrolase C11orf54 homolog. Gene Ontology annotation, cellular component: nucleus. Gene Ontology annotation, molecular function: zinc ion binding; hydrolase activity, acting on ester bonds. The transcript has 7 exons. Lineage: Eukaryota; Metazoa; Arthropoda; Insecta; Hymenoptera; Cephidae. Bases 390 to 1349 code for a protein of 319 amino acids. The record is from RefSeq and is a predicted model, not a curated record.